Messenger RNA from Ruditapes philippinarum (Manila clam), 3753 nucleotides. Its product is annotated as voltage-dependent calcium channel subunit alpha-2/delta-3-like. Lineage: Eukaryota; Metazoa; Mollusca; Bivalvia; Venerida; Veneridae. The transcript is spliced from 37 exons. Gene Ontology annotation, molecular function: voltage-gated calcium channel activity. Gene Ontology annotation, cellular component: voltage-gated calcium channel complex. The record is from RefSeq and is a predicted model, not a curated record. The coding region runs from base 165 to 3728 and encodes 1187 amino acids.
UAUCGUUUAUGUAAUGUGCGUGUUUAAUUCAAUAUAAAUAAACGUCUGAAGAUUUUAAAAUAAUAAACCACCUGAGUGUGCUAUGAUAAAAAACAGGAAAUACAUAAAGCAGAAAGAUAUCAUAAAAGAAGUUUAUUCAAACUCACGGAAUACGUCUCAAUAUCAUGGAAUUAUUCAAUAAAAUACUUAUGAGGAAUUUACCGUACAGAUUGGCUUGCAUUUACAUUAUUAUGUAUACCGGAUCUGUCCUAGCACCGAAUCCUGAGAAUGUCUACCCACUAAUGCGAACAGUAAAGAUGUGGUCUGAUAGCCUGAGUAAUCAGUUGACCUCAUUUAGUGAAAGGGUGACGUCAUACAGGUCAAUUUCAGAUAGCUACAUGCAAUCAGCAGACGGUAAGGAUCAGAAAGAUUUGAUAAAGAUGAUAGCAAAUGACAUCAAAGACUUGCUCAAGGAGAAACUUGAUGCCGUUGAGGCACUCGCAAAGGAGGCCGAACGAAUUUAUCAAAACUACACCUACGAUCCGGAUUUAGAUAUUGAUUACCUUAAUAGCAAAAAACUAUUUAGCUCAGAAGAUGUAGGAUAUAUUACACAAAAUUCUAAUACAUAUAUGGCUGAAUUGAUGCAAACAGCAAGGUCAUUGGAACUAACUCCUGAUAAGAAAUUCAACAACGAGCCUGUUAGUCACGACAACAGCACCGUUCACGUGCCUACUAAUGUUUAUGAUAGAUUUCCAAAAAUUUUAAAUGGUGCAUAUUGGACACAGAAGUUAAAUGAACAAUUUAGAGAAAAUGAGAGAAAAGAUAAAUCGUUAAGAUGGCAAUAUUUCUGUAGUACUGAUGGAUUCUUCCGAGUUUUUCCAGGACUCAAGUGGCCUAGAGACAAUGAAAAUGGAAUAGAUAUAUACGACUGUAGGGUGCGAGCCUGGUACUUGCAUGCCGCAACACGUCCAAAAAAUAUUUUGAUUUUACUAGACAGUAGUGGUAGCAUGAAGGGUUCAAGAAUGGUUAUAGCUCGUAGCACUGUAAAAGCGAUUCUCAAUACAUUAGAUGACGACGACUAUUUCAAUAUCAUCAGGUUUUCGGAUACGAUCGAAUAUCUGGAUAGCUGUUUUACUGAGACGAUGAUGCCUGCAACAACGCAGAAUAAACGGCGCCUCCAAGAAACUGUCGAUAGAGUUAGGGCAAAUAAUACUGCUAAUUUUAAAGUGGCCUUUGACAAGGCGUAUGAUCUAUUGAACAAUCAGGAGAGGAUGAAAAGAGGAGGUGGCGGGAAAUUGUGUAACAUGGCGAUACUGCUGAUAACAGACGGUGUACCAGAGCACUACGAUAGAGUGUUUAAUCACUGGACACACAAUUUUACUGCUAUCACGACGAGAGUGUUCACAUUUCUAAUUGGACGGGAGGUUGACGAUGACCGAGAGGUUCGAUGGAUGGCUUGUGCUAAUAAAGGUUACUAUUCCCACAUAUCAACAUUGGCAGAUGUUCAAGAAAAUGUGCAGAAUUAUAUUAAAGUAAUGAGUAGACAAAUGGUGAUAGAUAGGAACAGAAAUAAAAUAUGGACACCAAUUUAUCUUGAUCAUAUGUCAUACCUAGAUAUCAUGGAUCUAGACAAGGGACUGCAGUUCAUGACAUCAGUUGCUAUUCCAGUGUUUGAUAAGAAAAAUGAAACAUUUUUUGAAGGCAAUUUACUCGGGGUAAUGGGAACAGAUGUGCCUAUAGAACUUAUAAAACAGAGGAUUCCUGUGCAUAAGCUUGGUGCUAAUGGUUAUGCCUUUAUGAUAAACCAUAAUGGAUAUGUCUUGAUGCAUCCAGACUAUAGACCAUAUAAGAAAAUUCCAAAAACGAAAGGACUUGUUUUACAUCCAUACUAUGAAAAUGUCAAUUUGACGGAUAUUGCUUUACCUGUAAACAGAGAUGAAUUUGAAGAGAUAAUUAAAGAUCUUCAGAACCCUAACGAAUGUGGCAGCAAGGAAAUUCAACUUUUGAGUCACUAUCAAAACAUGAAACGUAUGGCCAAUAGGAGCUACCAGUUCCAUCAUUGCAAAGUACAUGGAACAGAUUUUAGCAUAGGUAUCGCUUUGCCUCCAGCAAGUAGACGCGAGCUUUACAAACAUUCUAAAAGUGUGCCAGAUUUGAUUGACAAAUGUUUGAAUAAUGCCACGGAUUUAGAGCUAGCUCCAUGGUUUUAUUGUGACGAUCUUGACCCAACAUUAACUGGUAUUGAUAGACAAAACGAGCUAAAGAGGCUAUAUAAACUGUACAAACUAAAUAGAGGAAAAUACAAGUGUGACGAAGACUUGAUAACAAAUUUAUUGCAUGACACCAAUCGCCUAGAACAUAUUUGGGGAGGACGGAGUCCAAACAGUUCGACUGAAUGUCAAAUGAAUGAACUGCAAGCUAUAAGCAAUUACGUGUCAAGCAAGGAUAUUGAGCUUCGUUUUAUUGGUACAAGCACUGGCCUGACAAAAUAUGUUUCAUCUAAUGAAACCGUUCCUGGUUUCAUAUUAAACAACACCAACACAUUAGAUGCUCUGUACUACAAGAGAGCUAUAGAAGGAGUAGAGAGCAACCCAGAAUACAGGUUCACAUUUUCAGUUCCAUUGGGAAAAGUUUUCAAUCCGAAUACAACGCUGGUUACUGUCAGUGCACCCAUUAGCAAAAGACGACGUGUGCCCACAAUAUUUGCAGUAGUCGGGUAUCAAAUGAAAUACAAAAUGUUGGAAAGUUAUUUUAAUUUGAGUACAAGCAGUGCACGAUACAGAAAUCAAAGUUGUGAUGGCGAGUCCGUUUUAUGUUACCUUAUCGACAACCAUGGUUAUGUUAUGUCAAAGCUUGUUGAUUCUGAAUUAGCUGUUGGUAAAUUUUUCGGGGACGUCGAAAAUGCUGUAAUGAAGGCAUUACUUGAUGACGGUGUAUAUACAGGGUAUAACUUCACCGACUACCAGGCACUUUGUGAUAUAAAAGCCUCCGAGACAGAGUCUAAUAGUGCUAUCAAAUUGCUCAAUCCAAUUAAAUCCAUAUUAAAUGGUUUGCUUUGGACAAUCACAGAAAUAUGUAUGUUCCUGUCAGAAUUCAGUGUCAGAUCAGCAUUGACAUCUUUGACGUAUGUUGAAUCAGCUCAAAAUGAACAGGAAGAAUGUGAUAAGGUCUUAGAAGAUUAUGAUUAUGAAGACCUUAAACCUCAGGAGCGUAUGUCAUAUAACCAGGUAAAAUUGACAUGUUCAUCAGAUAGUGCCGACAAGAAAAUUGUGGGGCAUCGCCCAUGUCAUAGACAAUUUACAUUGUACAAAGCAAAUUUUGACAGGAAAGCCGCUGAAGGCACCGUUAAAGGUUGUGCGACAGAUUAUUCAAGGUGUAGAAUGACGGAUUACACGUGCACUGGUAUUUUAACAGAGUGCAAUAUUUUCUACACUGUCUCGUUGGUAAAUGAUACUAACUUACUGCUGGUAGUCGUGUCAAAGGGAAAAGGAGGUUGUGACUAUUGUGAGGAUGCUCAACAAUACGAUUUUGGCCUGGCCCAUACAGAAAUUAAUGAGUCUGCAGAAGAACAAUGCGAGAAUAGAAAACGGAGUGAGUAUGCCGUGUUGAAGCCACCCAAGUGCUCUGAUUUUUACAGAAAUGAGACACUUCCAUGUGGAACAGCUCAUGCAAGAUUAUCAUUAUCUUUACUUCUUUUGACAGUUACAUUAUCAUUAGUCGGAGGCAUAAAAUUACUUUCCAAUCAUUAAUGAUAACAACCACGUAGAUACCAAG